Molecule: messenger RNA, 2247 nt
Organism: Sugiyamaella lignohabitans
Lineage: Eukaryota; Fungi; Ascomycota; Dipodascomycetes; Dipodascales; Trichomonascaceae
Gene: APM4
Product: Apm4p
Exons: 2
Coding region: 1-2247 (748 amino acids)
Biological process (GO): phosphatidylinositol metabolic process; clathrin-dependent endocytosis; intracellular protein transport
Cellular component (GO): cytoplasmic vesicle; AP-2 adaptor complex
Molecular function (GO): phosphatidylinositol kinase activity; clathrin-cargo adaptor activity
Source: RefSeq, a predicted model, not a curated record
AUGCAAGCUACUGGAGCUAUUUCGUGGAGAAGACCCGAUAUCAAGUAUAGGAAGAACGAGGUGUUUGUGGAUGUUUAUGAAGAUGUCAAUUUGCUAUUAAGUGCAUCAGGUGCUAUUUUGAAAGCUGAUGUUAAUGGCCAUAUUCAAUUGAAAACUCAAUUGUCAGGCUUACCAGAGUGUAAAUUUGGUCUUAAUGACAGUCUGCUGCUGGAUACUGGUGCGGAUGAUGACGAUUAUUAUGGAUUGGAUAACAGUGACAGCAGUAGUUCUAGUAAUUCGGGUGGUGGUGGAAGUAGACUGUCUAGAAGAGGCAGUAGAAUCGGUUCUUUUGGUAAUGGAGGUAGUAGUAAUGGAUCGAGUGGCAGUAAUGGCAGUAGUGCCUUGUCGAAUCGAUCUACUAGUGGCCGAGCAGCUGCUGGGUCAGUUACUUUGGAAGACUGUCAAUUCCACCAGUGUGUUAAACUGGGUUCGUUUGACGAGAACAGAAUUAUAUCAUUUAUUCCUCCUGAUGGAGAAUUUGAACUUAUGAGAUACAGAGCAGUUGAGAAUAUCAAUCUGCCCUUCAAACUAGUACCUCAAGUGACAGAAAUCGGUCAGACAAAGGUCGAAUACGAAAUUGUCGUCAAAGCCAAUUUUGGAUCAAAACUCUAUGCCACUGACGUGGUCAUCAAAAUCCCCACUCCCUUGAACACUGCAUCCACAUCGCAAUCAUGCUCUAACGGCCGAGUCAAGUACGACCCAUCUGAAAACCAGCUCCUUGAGUCUAAAAGACCGGUUCGCAAGUUUCCUCGUCGCCCUGUUUUGAAUGACGUUCGCCGUCCUGGUUCUGGCACUUAUUAUGGUAACUUGGGUGAGAUAGAGAAUCGUCGUCCUGCUAGACGUUCUGCUUUUGCUUACCACAAGACUAUUCAAUUUCCUAUUGGUUAUGACUUUUCCGCUGAAUCAAGCAAGCCCCUCACAGUAUCUACCCAGGUUGUCGAAGAUGAUGAAGAGACUGAUUGUGAAGAGCUUUUGUUGAACUUUGCUCCUGAUGAUUAUUCCGCGUCUAAAGACUCUAAAGGCUUCCUUUGUGGUGAGGUGCCCACUUUGCUUCCUGACGAUCCAUUUUUUACUGGCAUCCCUGAUUGUGCUAAAGAAGACGAUGACGCUUAUUUAAACCGUGUGUUUAUUAAUGCCUCUGACGACAUUGAAACUAUUAAUUCUAUGAAUGCUCCUGAUGCCCCUAUUGCUUCAGUUGAGCUAGAGCUCGAAUGUGCUCUUACCCGGGUCGACAAAACUUUCGAGAACUUGGGAAUUAUUAUUGAAGAGAUAUUGUUUGAUAUGCCAGAGAAAGUAUCCAAAAUGGCUUCUUUUAAAUCCAAGUUGGCAUUUGGCAAACGCCCCUCUAUUUCUGGAUCCACUCUAUUUACUGGAAUCCUUACUGGUCUUUGUGCCAACCCUCCAUUGUAUGCUCCUGGGGUACCUCAUUCUUCCGUCUAUGAAGUUAAGAAGUACCAACUUCAGAGUGGUGCCAUUCUUGGAGUUCAUUCGCCCGUUGUUUACAAUCAAAUCCGGGCCGUCUGUGGAGUUGACCACGACGAAUUGAUGAGUUCAUUUGAUUUACAGUCUUUGGAUGCUGCUAUUACCGAGAGAACUGGCUCCGAAUUUGUUACUACUGAUGGAAAAUUCAAUAUUAAGACGCUCAAGCGCAAGGAGUACCAGAUGAUCUCUGAUUUUAAGUUUCUCGAUGACUACUACACCCAUGUCAGAGACUUAUUGACACGACUUCCUCCCUACCUGGGACACUACACUAUUUGGGAGAAUGGAAAGGAAACACAUUUUGUUGUCACGAAAAGUUUAGUUGACAAGAACAAUGACACUUUGUUCAAACUCAGGGCAUCGACUGAUGGCGACCUUAAUGGAUUCCCUCGUGUGGUUAUCAAGGAUCUCAAUCGCCUUAAUGACAAGUAUUUUCAUUUGCCAGAGAAUGUGCGAGAGCAUAUCGUUGGUCAGGUUCGUGGUGAUGCCAAGAUGUUGAAGAGACACAAUAUUCUAGAUUAUUCAUUACUGGUUGGGCUUGAGUGUGACCCUCUUACUGGUGAAGAAAGAUCCUCAGUUGGCCUUAGUAUUGCCCUCUGCCCCUCUAGUCGGGUCAAGAGAGUGGUUGGUAGUAUCAGAUCACUAAUUUCUGGACACUCCACUUUCAAGGAUCUUCGCCAGUUUGCCUCGGUCAAUGGACCGAGCAGACCUGUGGUCACACGCUGUUGA